This is a messenger RNA of Lobosporangium transversale, 545 nucleotides long. RefSeq lists its product as hypothetical. The record is from RefSeq and is a predicted model, not a curated record. The transcript is spliced from 3 exons. The coding region runs from base 1 to 540 and encodes 179 amino acids. Lineage: Eukaryota; Fungi; Mortierellomycota; Mortierellomycetes; Mortierellales; Mortierellaceae.
AUGGCCUGUCUCUUCCCCUGUAUGCUCAUAUUUAUUUUUUUGCUUUUUAUCUCUUCCUUUUUCUUGUGUUUUUUCCAUUCUCUUGUGUCUCAUCUCCCUCACUGCGUGUUGGUUUUGUUCUUUAUCUCUUUCCUCUUGACCAUUCUUACAUUUUUCUUUUAUCUUUCCACAAUGAGUGAAUCCAACAAAUACAUUUUUUUCUUUUGUGCCAAAGGACUCGUGGAAAAAAAGAAAAAAGGUGAAGAAAAAUUACUCCGUGAAUAUCAUGAUCAUUUAAAUCGUUAUCACUUAUCCACCCUGGUUGAGAUCGAGUUAGAAAAUACAACUGAACCUUUCCUCAUUCAUCGUAAUCCCAUGUUGCCGAAAAUAAUGCGCCGCCGGUCCCUCCAGCCUCGAAUGCCGAUACAUGUUCAGAUGGCCAUUCAUUACAGGAUAGUUAAAAAACAUGAGGCAGUAAUUAAGAUACUUUGUGAGAGGAUAGACGCUCUUGAAGAGAGAUUAAAUAGAAAAGAAGUUCAAUCGCCAUGUCAUGAUAAAUAGCGAAC